Molecule: messenger RNA, 5353 nt
Organism: Physcomitrium patens
Lineage: Eukaryota; Viridiplantae; Streptophyta; Bryopsida; Funariales; Funariaceae
Product: transcription elongation factor SPT6-like
Biological process (GO): transcription elongation by RNA polymerase II; transcription elongation-coupled chromatin remodeling; nucleosome organization
Cellular component (GO): transcription elongation factor complex
Molecular function (GO): nucleosome binding; histone binding; DNA binding
Source: RefSeq, a predicted model, not a curated record
CUCGCCGUUCCUCGCAUUACCUGACCCGAUUGCGCAAGUACCUUCCCAACCUAGCUAGGUUUUUCGAGCUUCACCCCGUUUGCGCAAUAUCGUUGCUGCUGUAGUCCGGCAUGCUUCCCCGCUCAGGAUUCCACACUCUUGUGCCGCUCUCCCUCCUCGCCGAAGAAUCCUAAUUAGCGGUGGUCGGAAUUGUGUCGUUUCUGUCUAAUGGAGCAGAUAUUCCAUUCAUGAGUUUGGCGUGAUAUCACAGCUACACAGGAGUGCGCUUGCACGGAUUCCGCAUCGAGGAUUCUAGUCGAUUGUAAAGGCAUCUAACAUGGCUGACUCCGGGGACGAAGAUGAGGAGGAGUACGAGGAGGAGGGUCAGGAUGAAUACGAGAAAGAUGGAUUUAUUGUUGAUGAAGAAGAGGAGGAGGAAGAGGAGCCUGAAGAAGAACCACAGGAGAGUAGCGACGAGGACUCGAAAGCCAAGAAAAAAAAGCGCAAGAAAAGAGGAGAAGAGACAUAUGAGCUCGACGAAGAUGAUUACGAUCUGUUGCAAGAAGCAAACGUUACUGGCUUUCAUCGACCUCCCAAAGCAGAUGGAAAGACGAAAUUUAAACGGCUCAAGAAGGGUGGAAUUGGUGGAGAAAAAGGGUCUGGUGGCAUUGGAUUGUCAGACGACGACGAAGAGGAAGAUGGAGGUGGUAGGAGAGGUCGCACAGCAGAGGAGGAGCUUAAGAGGUCUUUGUUUGGAGAAGACGAUGGGGCUGCAGCGGAGGACGUGGUUGAAGAGGAAGAACUGGACGAUGAAGAGGAAGUCGACGAAGAUGAGAUGGCUGAUUUCAUUGUGGACGAAGAAGAAGAAGAAGUUGACGAGCAUGGAGAGCCUUCCAAACACAGGAAGAAGAAAAAAAAGGUGAAGAGAAAAGACUUCAGGCAAGCUCCAGGAAUAAAUUCAAUAGCCCUGCAAGAGGCUCAGGAAAUUUUCGGAGAUGUAACUUCAUUGUUGGAGGAGAGAAGAAGACGCGAAAGGGAUACAUUAGCUGGUGUAGAUGACGAGGAUAGAGUUGAUGACGACGACGACGACGGGUAUGGCCGGAGCCGAAAGCCGCCAAGUCAGAAACUGUUGGAGAAACAGUUUGAACCAAGUUUGCUGGAAGAAAAGUUCUUAACAGAAAGGGACGAUCGUUUACGAGAGACAGAUGUGCCUGAAAGACUUCAGAUUCUGGAAGAGGCAGUUGGUGCCUUGCCUACUUCGGACUCGGCAAUAAGACAGGCUGCUGAAUGGAUUUAUGAUAGAGCAUUUGGCCACCUUGCAGUGCCAGUUCGCCCUGAAUUUCGGCACCUUUCCAGGGAUAGAGAUCUUAUUUCGAGGCAAAUUGCUAACGUCUUGCAUCUAAUACAUGAUGAUAAAUUUGAGAUUCCGUUUAUUGCAAUGUAUCGGCGAGAAGAGUGCUUUGAUCUUCUGAAAGAGGCUUCGGAUGAUUAUGAAGACGAAGAAAGGCCAUUAGUUCGUACUUAUGCGGCACUCUGGGCAGUUCAACAAUGGGACAAGAAGUGGCUACUACUGCAGCGCCGGAAGACGGCACUUCAAGCUGCUUAUGAGAAGCGCAUUCCUUCAGAUAUUAGAGACGACCCGGAAAAAGACGAGCUUGUUGAUAAAAUUCUUCGUGCACUGGCAGAUGCCCAGGCAGACCAAGCUGUUGAUGAUUGUGAUGCCAAGUUCAAUCUACACUUUCCCCCUGAUGAAGUUGAGAUUGUGGACGGUGGGUUCAAGCGUCCAAAGAGACGGUCCCUCUACAGUAUUUGCCGUAAAGGUGGUCUAGGUGUUGUUGCGAAGGAAUUUGGAUUGGCCCCUGACCUGUUUGGAGAGAAUCUGCAGGCUACUUACAAGAGGCAUGAUGUCGAAGACAAGCCUAUUUCUCCAGAAGAGCUUGCUGCCAGGUUUUGUUCAACGAAUAGACCGGCAAAUGAGUUUUGGGACGUUCGAUCUGUAUUGCGGGGUGCUAGACACAUGGUAGCUGUUGAAAUCAGUACAGAGCCUGCAGUGCGUGAGUAUGUUCGGGGUAUCUAUGCUGAGAGGGCUGUGGUCAGCACACGACCUACUCCAGAUGGGAACGAUGCGAUUGACUCGUUCCAUCAGUACGCUGGUGUGAAAUGGCUAUUGAACAAGCCAAUUGGUGCUUUCGAUGAUGCCCAGUGGUUGCUAAUUGAGAAAGCUGCGGAAGAGAAGCUUCUUACGGUCACAGUUAGCUUACCAAAAGAGCCUAUUGCGACUCUGAUGCAAGACUGUGAGACCUUAUAUUUGAGUGAUGGUGUGAGCCUUACAGCGCAGCAGUGGAAUGAACACAGAAAGCAGAUUUUGCAUGAUGCUGUGGUGACGCUUUUGCUUCCAGCCAUGGAGAAAGAGGCUCGCAUGGUACUAACAACAAGGGCAAAGCAGUGGCUGUCAGCACAGUGUGGUUUGCAGCUAUGGAGUAAAGUUUCCAUUGCUCCAUAUGUUCCUCCAAAGGCUGGUGAUCAAGAUGAAAGGAUUGAUGAUGGUCCUGCGCUGCGGGUGCUAUCAUGUUGUUGGGGCCCAGGCAACCCAGCGACUACUUUUGUAAUGCUAGAUGCAGCUGGGGAGGUUAUGAACGUUUUGCAUACUGGGUAUCUGAACAUGAGGGCUACGAGUGCCGAACAAAAGAAGAGGAAGGAAAACGACCAAGAUCGCCUGCUUCAGUUCAUGCGAGAAUACCAACCCCAUGUUGUUGUCUUGGGUGCUGCAAAUUUGCAGUGUCGUCAUUUAAGCCAGGACAUUUUUGAAGUGAUUUUUAAGGUGGUUGAGGAGCAUCCCCGGGAUUUAGCAGAAGGGCUGGAUAUGAUUAAGGUGGUGUUUGGAGAUGAGACCAUUCCUUCUCUGUACGAGAAUUCAAGAGUUUCUCAAGAGCAGCUUCCUGGGCAGCCUGGCAUAGUGAGACGAGCAGUUGCCUUGGGCCGGUUUUUGCAAAACCCUGUGACCAUGGUUGCUUCUCUAUGCGGCCCAACAAAGGAAAUUCUCUCAUUAAGAUUGCACCCUAUGCAAAAUUCCUUGACAAAUGAGGAGUUAUAUGAAGCUGUUGAACGUGUUAUGGUUACUGUGGUGAACCAGGUUGGCAUCGACAUCAAUUUGGCAGCCUCACAUGAUUGGAUUUUUGGCCCUCUUCAAUUCGUUGCAGGUCUUGGCCCUCGCAAAGCUGGGGCCAUUCAGAGAGCCAUCCAAAGUGCUGGGCGUGUAGGGACGCGCAAAGAUCUCUAUUCAAGUAUACGGGUUAUGGACAGAAAGGUUUUCAUAAACUCUGCAGGUUUCAUCCGAGUUCGAGGCAGUGGGCAAGCAGCUUCGGGGAUGCAGCAUUUAGACCCACUUGAUGAUACUCGUAUUCAUCCUGAAUCAUAUCAGAUUGCGAAGAACAUGGCAGAGGCUGCUUUUAAAGAAGAGGCCAUACAAAAUGAUGAAGAGGUUGAUGAGGAUAUGCUGGAAAUGGCUGUGGAGCACGUUAUGACAAAUCCUGUUGUCUUAGACACCAUGGAUGUAGAGGAAUAUGCUCGUAGUACACAAGGUCGUGGACAAGGUCGAAAGAUUCCUACACUCAGGCUGAUCAAAUCAGAGCUUCAACACGGAUUUCGGGACUGGCGCAAGCCAUAUGCGGAGCCAUCUGAAGAGGAGAAGUUCUAUAUGUUGAGUGGAGAAACUGAAGAAACUUUGUCCUGUGGUCGCAUUGUGAAUGCGACUGUGAGGAAUGUGCAACAGAACCGAGUCAUGUGUGUCUUGGAAUCUGGGUUACUAGCGUUCAUACAGAAAGAGGAUCUUUCUGAUGAUCGUGAUGUGGAACCCAGUGACAAAGUCUCAGAAGGCAGUAUUGUGACUUGUCGGGUAAAAGAAGUGAAGUUAGCCAAAUUUUUAGUGGAUUUGACCUGCAAAGGGAGUGAUCUCAGAGCGGAACAUUGGCGCCCCAGGGUGCAACCUGAUCCGUACUAUCAACCCGACACCACAUUCUUACAAAGGGAACAGGACAAGGUUCGCAAGAAGAAAGAAGAGGAGAAAAAGAAGGCCUUCAAGCCUCGCAUGAUUGUUCACCCAUAUUUUCAGAACGUCUCUAUUGAUGAUGCGAUGAAGGCACUGGCUGAGAAGGACAUUGGUGAUUUUAUUAUUCGUCCCAGUAGCAGGGGUCCAACCCAUCUGUCUAUGACAUUGAAAAUCCAUGAUGGUGUGUUCACACAUAUAGAUAUUGCUGAGGGAGGCAAGGAGAGUCGCGAUCUUACAAGCUUUCUGAGUCUCGGCAAGACACUUACUAUUGGAGAAGAAUCUUACGAAGAUCUUGAUGAGGUAAUUGCCAGAUAUGUUGAACCUUUAGUUGGAUAUCUGCGUGAGAUGCUGCGGUAUCGAAAGUAUAAACAAGGGACCAAGAAUGAAAUUGAUGAUCUACUACGUGCUGAAAGAGCGGCAAAUCCCAAGCGUAUUCCAUAUUAUUUCUCUGUAGCCCACGAGCAUCCUGGGGCCUUCAUGCUUUCCUAUAUACGGGCUGUAAAUCCUCACCACGAGUACAUAUCACUAUCUGCUAAGGGUUUUCGUUAUCGGAAGCAUAAUUUCGAGAACAUUGAUAAGCUUGUUGCUUACUUCCAAAAACAUUUUAACGAUCCUCUACCAGAAGCUCCCAGAAGAGCAGUUGCUGCUAUGGUUGCUCCUCGAAGCCCUAGUAGCUAUAGUGUAGGUAGUUAUGGAUAUAGUGCAGGCUCUAGGAGGCCUUCUGAGUCGGGUGCCUCUGGCUUUGAUUCAAGAAACAGUCAGUGGGGAGAUUCCAGGGCUGGCGGUGGAGGCUGGGGCAGCAGUUCAGGGUGGGGUAGUCGUGGGAAUUCUGGAUGGGACAAGGCAGUUGUUCGUCCAAGUGGAGACAAUAGGGGGAGUACAAGUAACUGGGGCCCUGAACCUUCUCCUAGGAAUAAUUGGGAUAAGAAUGGAGGGGCCGGGAGGAGUGCUUGGGACAAUUCUCAACCCGGCGCCCCAUCUCAAUGGGACAAUGUGACCAAUUCGGAAGGUGGCGCAGCAGGGGAUGGAUGGGCUGCUGUUCCUGGUGCUACUCCAACAUCUGGAUCUGGAUGGGAUGCUGUUCCAGGAGCUACCCCAACAUCUGGAUCUGGAUGGAUGCCAGGUGGCCACGCUGGACCACGGGGAUUUUAAACUGGGCUAUGUAUAGACCGCGAAUUUUGCUUAGAUGAAGCCAGAAACGUAAUUUUCUAUGUUUCAUGUUCCAUAUCAUUGGAAAAGUGGAGUGCUGGUGCUCUCCACGACACAAAUGUCCAUCUUUCGGAAGAUAAUCUAUAUUUCGGUGGAACUGCAUUGAUUUACAUACCA